Messenger RNA from Tachysurus vachellii, 1467 nucleotides. It is a transcript of the gene mat2b, whose product is annotated as methionine adenosyltransferase 2 non-catalytic beta subunit methionine. The record is from RefSeq and is a predicted model, not a curated record. Gene Ontology annotation, molecular function: methionine adenosyltransferase regulator activity. Gene Ontology annotation, cellular component: methionine adenosyltransferase complex. The transcript has 7 exons. Gene Ontology annotation, biological process: S-adenosylmethionine biosynthetic process. The coding region runs from base 148 to 1152 and encodes 334 amino acids. NCBI's taxonomy places the organism in Eukaryota, Metazoa, Chordata, Actinopteri, Siluriformes, Bagridae.
CAGGCUUCCUGGUUGUUUACAUUAUAUAACUUUAUCCAGCCCUACUAUCAAGGUGUGUUGGGUAUUCUAGAUGCGUUUAUAUGCUAAAUAAAAGCAGUAGCACGUUGUAAAUUAGCUGUUGUUAAUUAGCUGCUCGACGGUUGUGACAUGAACAUCAGGGAUAAGGAGCUAAAGAUUCGCUUUACCCCAGGUCACGUGGAGCUCGUGCAGGAGGAAGUGUACAGUCCAUCCCAGCGUGUACUGGUGACCGGUGCUACUGGUCUGCUUGGACGUGCAGUCUACAAGGAGUUCCACAACAAUGACUGGGACACGCUGGGGUGUGGAUACACUCGUGCUCGGCCUCGCUUCCUCAGCUGCAACCUGCAGGAUGAGGAGGCUGUGCGGGAGGUUAUUCUCAACUUCCAGCCCCAUGUAAUCGUACACUGUGCUGCUGAGAGAAGGCCAGAUGUGGUGGAGCAUCACACAGAAGCAGCCUUGGACCUGAAUGUACAUGCAUGUGCUACACUGGCAAAAGAAGCAGGUGGCGUCUUUCUGAUCUACAUUAGCACUGAUUACGUGUUUGAUGGACGCAAUCCCCCAUAUGGAGAAAACGACACCCCCAACCCGUUAAACAUGUAUGGGAAAUCGAAGCUCUGGGGGGAAGGCGAGAUACUCAGACACUGUCCAGGUGCUGCAAUACUCAGGGUGCCCAUUCUGUAUGGAGAGGUAGAGAAGGUGGAGGAGAGCGCCGUCACUGUGUUGUGGGAUCGCAUUCAGGAAGGAGCCGAGAGCACAACUGUGGACCACUGCCAGCAGCGCUUUCCCACCUACACCAGCGACGUGGCACGUGUCUGCAGGAACAUGGCUGAGCGAGGGCUUCAGGACCCAAGUUUGCGUGGGAUCUUUCAUUAUUCUGGAAAAGAACAGAUGACUAAAUAUGAGAUGUCCUGUGCUAUUGCAGAGGCGUUUAACCUGCCCAGGAGUCACCUGAUACCGUUGACGGAGCAGCCUGCUGGAGCCGGAGCUCAGAGGCCGCAUAACGCGCAGCUGGAAUGUUCUCGUUUGGAGCUGCUUGGGCUGAGCGUGGACCCGACUCCAUUUAAAACAGCAAUUAGAAACUGUCUCUGGCCAUUCCUCCAUGAUAAACGCUGGAGACAGACCGUCUUUCACUGAGCGACAAAGCAUACAUUCCUUAUUGGUCAGAAAAUUGCGCCAAUCUGUUUACAAGUGAAACAGCUUUAGUUGAUUAAAGUUCUAUUAACACAUACAGCAAUUCAUUUAUUAUUUUGUCCUUCUUUACAUAUUGCACUAAAGGGAAUAGUAUUGUUGCUCAAGGCAGUUCUGGAUAAUUUGUGCAUUUAUAUAUAACUGCUUGAUUAGUCUGUAUUGCAGUUAAAGUGUUUUAUCAGUUUUGUUGUCUUCAGUGUGACAAUUUCCCAGAAAAUGUGAAAAAAAGAAAUAAAUAAGAGAAAAACAUUUUGCUUUAAA